AUGGCGGGCGGCGGCGCGAGGACGCAGAAGAACAAGGCGCACAAGUCGCGGUUCGGCGCCAAGAGCCAACGCGCCUUGCACAAGGUCGCCAAGGCGUCAGACGGCGGAGCAGCAGGGGCAGCGCGCGGGGGCGCGAAGGGCAAGGGGAAGGGCCAUGGCGCCGUCGCCAAGGCGGAGAGGCUCAACCGCAACAAGCUGCUGCGGGACAGCAAGCGAGCAAGCGUGCUGGCGGCCAGGCGGGCACUCUCUGCUUCCUCCACGCCGCCCCGUAUCGUGCUGCUGAUUGGUUUAUCUCGCCAGGUGGACGUGGCUCACCUGGCGGAUACGUUCGUUGAGGCAUACGCUGCCUCAGGUGCCUCUCAGGUGGGUCUCUGA
Messenger RNA from Closterium sp. Yama58-4, 375 nucleotides. Lineage: Eukaryota; Viridiplantae; Streptophyta; Zygnematophyceae; Desmidiales; Closteriaceae. The record is from the annotation of a GenBank genome assembly.